Messenger RNA from Aspergillus ruber CBS 135680, 1089 nucleotides. RefSeq names its product putative P-type ATPase. The record is from RefSeq and is a predicted model, not a curated record. Lineage: Eukaryota; Fungi; Ascomycota; Eurotiomycetes; Eurotiales; Aspergillaceae. Bases 1 to 1089 code for a protein of 362 amino acids. The transcript is spliced from 4 exons.
AUGGCUAGCCCCUACAGCAAGGCUAUCACCGUUGUUACCGCUGUCUUUCUCGGCAUUUCGCUGACAACGGUGCUGCUGCGAUGUUUUGUGCGAUUCCGUGUGGUCCGAGCCUUUGGCUGGGAUGACUCCUUGAUGGUCAUUGCAGCAAUGUUGAAUAUCGCGUUUGCAACAUGUGGCUUUAUAGGCGCAAAGUAUGGCAUGGGCCAGCAUCUCGAAUAUUUCCUCUUCCAUUCCGAUGAUUUCCACAAAGCAUUAUUUUGCUUCUGGCUGGGUCAACUUUUCUACAUAGGUAUAGCGAUUAUCGUCAAAACCUCAGUUGCUCUGUUGUUACUCCGUAUCACGGUCAAUCGCAUCCACAUUGUCAUUCUCUAUAUCACCAUGGCAAUCAACAUGAUUGCUGGAUUGAUUUUCAUCUUUGUCACCAUCUUCCAGUGCUCACCCGUCAACCACUUUUGGAACCGCCUGGAUCAGGACUAUGGCAAAUGUAUGGACAUUGGGAUCCUCAUUGAUUUUGCAUAUCUGUGCAGUGCGGUUGCAGCCCUUACGGACUUUAUAAUUGGCCUGUUGCCGGCAUUCAUAAUAUGGAACUUGCACAUGGCACGGCGAAAUAAGAUAGCUGCGGGCAUGAUUCUGAGUCUGGGCUGCAUAGCAGGUAUCGCUGUCUUAAUUCGCUUCCCCUUCCUCAAACACUAUGGUGACAGGGACUUCCUCUAUAAAACCGCCAACGUCGCCGUCUGGUCGAACAUUGAAGCUGGCCUGGGUAUCACUGCUGGAUCCCUGCCAACAUUACGCCCCCUAAUUCGAUUCUUCCGCGAAGCUUCCUACGGCUCCUACGGCUCCUACGGCCGCCACCAAGACUCAUUUCCACUGUCAACUACCCUGGGGAAUAGCACACCAGUCCCGCACUCCAAACUGGCACAGGAGGGUGAACAGCAUUUCUGGCCCGGUGGCAGAGAUAUUGAGUCACAUGGGGUGCACACGGUGGUGGUAGGGAAUGGACGGGUUGCAGUUGCACCGGCGAAUAGCAGUGACGACGACUUGAAUACGGUGAUGGGGAGUCCCGAUUUGGGACCGAUGCGAAAGGAGUGA